Molecule: messenger RNA, 1544 nt
Organism: Lobosporangium transversale
Lineage: Eukaryota; Fungi; Mortierellomycota; Mortierellomycetes; Mortierellales; Mortierellaceae
Product: peptidase S8/S53 domain-containing protein
Exons: 3
Coding region: 39-1535 (498 amino acids)
Biological process (GO): proteolysis
Molecular function (GO): serine-type endopeptidase activity
Source: RefSeq, a predicted model, not a curated record
GCCCAGUAGACCACAUCUCCGCAUGUAGAUACAUCGUCAUGAUGCACUCCUCUGCGCCAGAUACCAUUCUCUCAAAGGAUAGUCUUACCUCCAGUCCGGUCCCAGGCCCUCUUCCUGAAGCACACCCUUAUCCUUCUUCUGCUAUUUCCAGGGGUAAAUGUGACUACAAUGCAGACCACAGUGUAAUAAAAAAAGGGUCCGCUGUGAACUCGCAGCAACAUCCAGCAUGGUUCAGGGCCAUUGUCGAUAUCAAGGACAAUAGAGAUCGAGCUGAACGCGAUGCAUACACCAGACUGAAGAUCAAACCUGCUUCUGUGGGCAACUUGGUGUGGUAUUCAACGACGUUAGAUCCAAAGACAGCAGUACGUAUCCAUAAACAAAGGCACGUGCAUCAUAUCAAAUACGUAAUACCAGACUUAUCUGUUCAAAUGUAUGGACGAGUACAAAAGUAUCCUCCGAACUGGGGAUUAGACAGGAUUGAUCAGAGAAAUGACAGGCUCGAUGGCCUCUAUCAUUAUCCUGCCAGUGCCGGACAGAAUGUCACUAUCUAUAUCAUUGAUACCGGGGUCAAUAUUGAGCACAAGGAUUUCGAGGGACGAGCACAGCAUGGACCAACCUUCGUACCAGGCACAGACGACCAAUCAGACAGGAAUGGGCACGGAACCUUUGUCGCCGCAGUUGCCGCAGGAACAACAUUUGGCGUGGCUAAAAAGGCUCGAGUUGUGUCCUUGAAGGCUUUAGAUAAUGCUGGCUCUGGGAGGCUUUCAAACGUUCUUUCUGCGAUUGAAUGGGUUGUCAAACAGCAUCUAUCACAAGGAGCAAGUGCUCGAUCAGUCAUAAACCUGUCAUUAGGCGCCGAAUAUAAUGAACUUACCAAUAUAGCCAUUCAAGAAGCUAUGAAGCUUGGUAUACAUUUCUCAAUCGCAGCCGGAAAUGAUAGUAAGGACGCAUGCCAAUUCUCACCAGCAUCUACACCUGGGGCUGUAACAGUUGGUGCAACGGACCAAGAUGACACAGUUGCUCAUUUUUCUAAUUGGGGCCCAUGUGUUGCUAUUUAUGCACCGGGUACGAAUAUUCUCUCGGCCUGGACUGGGUCUAAUUCUGCCAAUCAUGUUCAAAGUGGAACAUCAAUGGCCUCUCCUCAUGUCGCUGGUUUGAUGGCUUUACUCCUUUCAGAAUCACCUAAGGAUAACAUCCCCGUUAGGACACUGGCAAAAAUGAUUUUGAAGUCAGGGACAAGUUUCAGCCUAAACGGUCAAUCGACUGUUGCUGGCACGAGACUCUCUCACAAUUCGUCUUUGUCACCAUCAAUUUUAUCAGAGAUUACAGAAUAUGAUACUCUGAAAUUCCAUGGGAAAGUCCUUGCAAGGAAACUUCUAUAUGUUGACUCAAUGACUCCUAAUGGAAGCAAUAGCACGGAUAUUGAGGACCCACCAAUGACCAUUGUUUCUUUUGCACCAACAAAGUUAGCAAGUCAUCAGUUAUUCAAAAAUAUACUCUUAGGACUAAUUUGCUUAUUCAUCUGUGCUCUCUGAUUAUAGGCC